AAUCAUUAAUAUUGCAUGCCUUUUGAAAUCAACAGCAGCCGUUCCUACCAAUCUCCAACUCCGAUGGGCGAUUCAUACCCACCCACUAACUGAAUUGGUAGCUUCAUUUGAUAACUUCUUGGUUUUUCCAUUUCUGUUGGCUUUAGAAAUGUUUUGCUGAUAAAAGCGGCAGCUCUUGUGUAUCAAUUUCCACAUAAAGGCGCCAAAGAAAACUGAAUUAAUUUGACGACGGUUGCUCGUGGUACGGUAGUAGUCGCUGAGUCGCAGAUAGCCUUAAUCUCAAGUGCUUCCCUUUGAACUCGAAGUGCGACGUUGGUUUUGAAACGUUGAAAAGGCUUAAAUCUUGUACAUUGACCCGGUAUCGCCCCUCUUCCCAAUAUUCCUUUGCUGGUGCAAUGCAUAAAACCCACUAGUUUUACUGAAGAAAAGCAAUUACAAUCUAUCACUCCAUCAAAGCCAGCAGGGUAAAGGAAAUCUCGUGAUAUUUCUAUGCAGUGCAAGAUCAACAACCAACAAAACAACAAUAUGAAGGCCUUUUCCGUAUGGUUUUUUCUCUCCGUGGCAAUCUACACGAUUUUAGCUGUUCCUUUGCCUCAGCAACAAGGAAACGAUCCCUUUAGCAGUAUGUCUAGAACCUUUAACGAGAUGGCUGCUAAUACAUUCAAUUCAGCUGCCGCUCAACAAGCAGCUAAUCAGCAGGCCCAUCGACAGGCCCACCAUCAGCAAUCUUCCUGGCUAAGUCCAGGAGCUGGAGGUGCUGCUAGUACAGCAGCAGGUUCAUCCGGACGUGGCCAUCAGGGUUCCUCUGUACGCAGGACGGGAACAGGGUGGCAACAUGCCUCAGCCUCUUCCUCAGGAACAGGGUCUGUUUCGGCAUCAGCCUCGGCCCAUUCUCAUUCUUCGCCCAAUAAUAAUAACCAACAACGACAGAGACGGCCAACUAACCGGCCCGUGAACCGAACAACAAAGCAACCCCAAAAAUCGAAACAACAGAAAUGAAAAUGGAAACUAAACUUUAAUCGAUGCAUAUAAAUUUUAAUCCGAAAAAGGUACACUGUAUGGGGGCAGCCCCCGAAUAAAUGUAACUUUGAUUUUCAAA
Daphnia pulicaria is the source of this 1099-nucleotide messenger RNA. RefSeq lists its product as uncharacterized. The record is from RefSeq and is a predicted model, not a curated record. NCBI's taxonomy places the organism in Eukaryota, Metazoa, Arthropoda, Branchiopoda, Diplostraca, Daphniidae. The transcript has 3 exons. The coding region runs from base 490 to 999 and encodes 169 amino acids.